GCUACAUCGGACAUCACAUUCGCGCUCGUCAGAAGGUCAUCGCUACCAGAGAGGAAGAGGCAAACGAAAGGCUCCACUUUCGUCAAAAUUUGUCCAAACGAUAAUAAGCCGACCGUCUGCAUCUAAGAUUUUGAGACAACGACUCCAAUUGUAGGGGCGGAAACAAAACCAUAUUAUAAUACAGUGUCGCUAACGGAAAAUUACGGCACGUGGGGGCGGGUUACCGAUGUUUUUUUGUGUAACCCUGAUGGUACAUAAGCAGGUAGUAUGAUAACUUGCAGGUCAAUGUUGCGGUGGGUUACCGGGAGUUUAGGGCAUAUUAGUCUGCAUGUUAAUUAAGAGUAGAUCGGGGCAUUUCAUCUUGUGAUAUGUCAGGCAGUUAGUUAUUGAAUGAGAUGUCUGAUGCCUACAGUCUAGAUAGCGCACGUCAUAGACAUAAGCUACUUGCGAUACAAUUGUGUUUCAUAACGAAUUUAGUUGUCGGGAUUGUCUUUAAUUGACUUAGACAUAUCUUAGUCGUGUGUCUUAUCAAUUUCUUGGUCUAUGCUUUGUCAUAAUAUGCAGAAUAACUUUUCUGAAAUAAAGGUUUUCGUCACAUUUGGCGUAUAUGUAAAUUUUAGUGAUAUUAUCUGUUUAGUAAUACUAGCAUAAUAGCCCAUAGUGUAAUUGAAAUUGUUUGGUGGGAGUUAAAGACUACUAGCCUACAAGUUAAAAUGGGAGUGGGGUCCGAAAAUGCAGCAUCCACCACCAAACUAUCCAUUCGUCAUGGGGUAUACAAAGAGGAGACGAAUAUCGCUCUGAAAGCACCCUUAAACGUAGAGGGUAUGUUACCAAAGACAGUGGGGCACGUGACGGCAGAAAGAGCCAUCUGGGGUCGCCGCAUUGAGUUUGUCCUUGCAUCGGUGGGGUACGCGGUUGGACUUGGGAACGUGUGGCGGUUUCCAUACCUCUGCUACAGGAGCGGUGGAGGUGCCUUCCUCAUUCCUUACUUUCUCAUGCUGUUUCUGUGUGGAAUCCCUCUGCUCUUCAUGGAGUUUGCCAUUGGGCAGUAUACCCGACUGGGACCAGUGCACGCUCUAGCCAAAAUCUGCCCCUUGUUCAAAGGUGUAGGCAUUGCCACAGUCGUGAUCUCCUUUGUGCUCUGCACCUACUACAACGUUCUCAUGUGCUGGGCACUCUACUACUUCUUCAACUCAUUCCGAGCCACCUUCCCCUGGCAGUCCUGCAACAACACCUGGAAUGCUGUCGGUAACUGCUCCAUCGGUUUCCCUGGCAACACCACCCACUUGCAUUCGGCCAGUCAGCAAUACUUUGAUCACAGGCUUCUGGAGAUAACCAAUGGUAUUGAGGAGGCAGGAGGACUACGCUGGGAGCUGUUUGGACUCCUUAUCCUGGCCUGGGUCAUUGUCUACUUGUGCAUCUUCAAAGGUGUCAAAUCCACUGGCAAGGUUGUUUAUUUCACCGCCACGUUCCCAUACUUCAUGCUGUUUGUCUUGCUCAUCAAUAAUGUCCAGCUUCCUGGAGCCAAGAAUGGGAUGCUUUACUUCCUGAAGCCUAAGUGGAGCAAGCUGCUUGAUGUUCAGGUGUGGGUUAACGCUGCAGCCCAGGUAUUCAACUCCAUUGGAAUAGGAUUUGGUACCAUGAUCUCCAUGGCCAGUUACAACAAGUUCAACAAUAACAUCCUCAGGGACACAUUGAUUGUCUCCUUAGCUAACUCGGCCACCAGUAUCCUGGCUGGUUUUGUGAUAUUCUCAGCCAUUGGCUACAUGGCUCAUGUCCACAACCUCCCAGUAGACAACAUCGCCACAGAUGGUCCUGGGUUGGUGUUUGUGGUGUAUCCAGAGGUCUUCUCCACUAUGCCUCUGCCCCAGUUGUGGGCUGCUCUGUUCUUCUUCAUGCUUCUCUGCCUGGGACUGGACAGUCAGUUUGCUAUGGUGGAGGUGGCGGUGACGUCCAUAAUGGACGGCUGUGGCCCCAAGGUGCUGCGUGUCCUGAAGAGACAGGAGAUCAUCGUUCUGACUGUCUGUGUUAUUGGCUUUCUUCUAGGCAUUCCUCACAUCACUAAGGGGGGAAUGUACGUAUUCCAGCUGAUGGACCACUACACUGCUGUGGUGUCCCUCAUGUUCCUGGCCUUCUUUGAGGUCCUCGCUGUCUGCUGGGUUUUUGGACUGAGGCGGAUGACCAUCGUGAUCAAGAGGAUGUUGGGAACGGCUCCCAACAUCUAUUUCUGCUCCUGCUGGAUGUUCUUCUCCCUGUGCUGGUCAUGUGCAUUCUGAUCUCCAGCAUCGUCCAGUACACACCCGCUCGCUAUGGGAAGUCAUACACAUACCCUGUCUGGGCAGAGGUGGUGGGCUGGGGAAUCUCCCUGGUCUCCAUCGUUUGGAUCCCCCUGGGAGCCCUGCAUGAGAUCUGCAGAAAUAAGGGCACACUGAUGCAGAGGAUAAAAACAUCCAUGACUCCUACAAUAGAGUUGGACCCCGUCAACCAUCUACCAGAGAAGGAGAGAGUGGACAUCCCGGAGUCUGUUGUCUUUAUCACUCAUCUGUGAACAGAGACAAAAGCACUGUGUCUAGGUUCGUGAGUCACAUUGAGUGUGGGAGUCCUCUAUUAGGAUAGGGAGGUGGGGAGGUUGUUGGGUAGUUUAUGUAAAUAACUUCAAGUAUUUAUUCUAUGAAUCACUGAUACCAUGACACCUAACCUAUAGUGAAAUAGACAGGGUAAACAGUCAAGGUAAAGCUGCUUCCAAUAAGAUGGGCUACUGUUUGCUCAAUUAAGCAUUUUGAUAACUAAAAGACCGGUUGGAGUCUAUUCAUUGUCAUGUCUUUAUAGCAAUUUGCUUUCCAAACAGUUUUUCCCGAUUUGUAUUUUUUUUUAAGUAUUGCGAUAUGCCUGGCUGAGUCUCUGCUUGUUUUAAAUUGCAUAGCCUACAGUCGGAAGGUCCAGAAAUUUGGGCAGCGAGCGCUGCAAAUACCAAAUAGGCUAGAUUAUUGUUGAGUUGCAACUGUCAGUGAAAAAGCAGAGACUCAGCCAGGCAUAUCGCAAUAUUUAAAAAAUACAAUCGCGGAAAAACUGUUUUGUGUUGACAGGAUCAAGCUAAUUAGGCUAUAUCAUUUUGGCAAUUUAAUUAAAUGUACUUUAGGGAUAGCUUAGCUUCCCAUAGCCUUUUGUACACGCCGCCUAUGCCUUUUAAUGUGGCAUAAACACAACGUUUUCAUAUAAUUGUCAAACAAUGACUUAACAACGGCGCUCUAGUAGGCUACACGCGCACGCACAUCCGUCCAAUCCAAACCCCAUCAGUGCAACUGCAAUUUGAUGAAUGGAAAGAGACAUCUGUUAUAAAACAUCUACGUGUAUUGUAAUGACAUUCUGUGAUUGUCAUUAGGCCUACACUUGUAGCCUGAAUUGAUGCAUCCACUGUUGUCCACGCGCGCCUCAGUGUCCGCCACUCAUCUCAGCCUUUACAAAGUGGAGGCUAAGUGUUCUCCUCAAACCACAAUGCAAUUUGGCGCAUAUACCACCCAGUUUCAAGUCAAAUCACAAAUUGUUCAUGCUGCUGACAUGCAGUAAUGUUAAAUAAUGGUGUAAUAGACUCACGUUUUACUAGUACGGCGUACCCCCAAUAUUUAAUUUGCCAGGACGCGGUACCGCCUUACUUUCACCCCUGAUUAUGAUAUGGUAAAACAUCAUAUUCAUCAUGCCACAAGACUAUGAACUCCGGAGGACAACUCGUCCCUCUGGUAAAUCUCUUCAAUCAGCUAUUCUCUCCGCUGGACCUAACACAUUGUGUCUACGAACAUAAAUUGGCGAACAAUUUUCACCAAAUGUAAAAGCCAAUGUAGCCAAUACACACACACACACACACACACACGGGAUAGCCUCUGAUAGCGCCAUAUUUCAUAUCAUCCGAAAAAAAUGACACACUGAUCAACUCAGCUCAGCCUUAGACCGAUGAAGCAUCCACAGUUACAACCAAUAGGUGGCUGCUCAAUGCAACAAAUGAUGGCUAGGCAAAUCAGCGGGAAAACAAACCUUUCCCUUUCACCAGAUCGAUUACAUGGACUAAGGUCCACAUUGAAUCAACAUCGUCACCUUGUGGCCAAGGUUUUUACUCACAGUGAGGUCAGAUGAGGCUCAGGUGAAUAUUGAUCAACAAAGUAAAAAUCCCUCGUUCUGCCCCUGAACAAGGCAGUUAACCCACUGUUCCCCGGUAGGCCAUCAUUUUAAAUAAGAAUUUGUUCUUAAAACUGACUUGCCUAGUUAAAUAAAGGUUUUAAAAAUAUAUAUGCAAUUAGAUGUAUAGAGGUUAACUGUGAGGAAGGAAACCACUGCAGUGCUGCUAUGACAUCUGUUAGUGGGGAGAGUCCAAUGUUCUGACAUCAUUCAUCAGCAGUUUUUACACUUGAAUGGACUUUGAAGUUUUGGGGUUCUGGUUGGAGUUUUCUAUUUUACUUGCUCUGCCAAAGUGUGUUCCUCAGUUGUGUGUCUUCGUGUUUGUUACAACAAUGACAAUUGGAUCUCAGCUUUACAAGGAGUGCCUUUUAUCAUUAAAAGAUCCAAUGACAUUGGAAUUGUCAUGGACUAUUGGACUGAAAGGCUCAAAUAAAUAAAUAUGAUUAGACAUGAUUUAGAUGGUAAAAUGUAUGAAAUAAAUACAAUGGGGUCUUUUGAGGGGUCACAUAAAUAUGUGACUAAGUGAAGAUACAUUUGCUACCUGCCACAAGUGCCAUGUAUCAAAAAUAUUGAUUUUGGAUUGUCAAUACUUUGAUGAAAAUACCCAAAAUAUAGAGAUUAUCACCAACCCAUCUUAAGGAUCAUUAAAACAUUCACACAAUUAUAAUUUAGUGUUAACUCUCUUUUGAUAUAAAACAAGAUCAAAUUCCCAUUUAGUUAGCUGUUUAGAUGCAUUUUGUGUCGGUUUGUCAAACAGCAUUUAGUUUUGACUCAUUUGUUUAUGAUGACAAUCGUCUAUUUCUACCAUUGCACAAACCACAAUAAGGGGUUAAAAAUAUAAUCAUGCCUGAUACACUUUUGUUAUUCUAUGCAAUUGUAUGGUUGUCACAAAAUGCGGGGUUACUGCUGCUGGUUGUUUUUAUUCAUUAUUCUCAUACAUUCAAACCAAAUAUUUUAUACAUUUAAUUUAUUUUCAAAUGUUUUUUGUUGUAUAAAACUAAAUGUUUUAUGAAAUAACAAACACACUGUUACUAUUUCUCCAUUAAGUUCUCCAUGGUGGUACUACUUUAAUGGUAGAAAUGUUUAUGCUCAUAUUACGCAUUUAAAAUAGCAACUUUCUCCUUUUUUAAAAUUUAUUUAGCAUUUAAUAAUUUCUCUUUUUUUAUUUACAUGUAUCUUGUUUAAAGUGUACUUUCAGUUUGACUUAUUUUUUUAUAUCUGAAACGUUGAAAAAUAAAAUUUGAUUCAUAAUACCUGUUUAUCACGCAGAGCUAUUUGUGUCAAAUAAAGAACAUUAUUGGCAAAUAUGUUUUGAUUUUUACGA
This is a messenger RNA of Oncorhynchus keta (chum salmon), 5494 nucleotides long. RefSeq names its product sodium- and chloride-dependent GABA transporter ine-like. The transcript is spliced from 13 exons. NCBI's taxonomy places the organism in Eukaryota, Metazoa, Chordata, Actinopteri, Salmoniformes, Salmonidae. The coding region runs from base 714 to 2276 and encodes 520 amino acids. The record is from RefSeq and is a predicted model, not a curated record. Gene Ontology annotation, biological process: sodium ion transmembrane transport. Gene Ontology annotation, cellular component: membrane.